Molecule: messenger RNA, 996 nt
Organism: Carcharodon carcharias (great white shark)
Lineage: Eukaryota; Metazoa; Chordata; Chondrichthyes; Lamniformes; Lamnidae
Gene: mc4r
Product: melanocortin 4 receptor
Exons: 1
Coding region: 1-996 (331 amino acids)
Biological process (GO): G protein-coupled receptor signaling pathway
Cellular component (GO): membrane
Molecular function (GO): melanocyte-stimulating hormone receptor activity
Source: RefSeq, a predicted model, not a curated record
AUGAACUCAUCAUUGUACCAUGGCCCGACCAGGACUCCUCACCUCAGAAACCACAGCAUUACGGGAUUUACCAGCACCAACAGCUCGCGCAGUACUGGCUCCUCCUCGGGUUGCUAUGAGCAACUGUGGAUCUCGACGGAGGUCUUCCUGACGUUGGGGAUCAUCAGCCUCUUGGCAAACAUUUUGGUCAUUGCAGCUAUCAUCAAAAACAAGAACUUGCACUCUCCGAUGUAUUUUUUCAUCUGCAGCUUAGCAGUAGCCGACAUGCUGGUCAGUGUGUCCAAUGCCUGGGAGACAAUCUUCAUCGCCAUGUUGAAAAGCAGGCACUUAAUGGCUCGAGACAGCUUGAUCAAGAGUGUGGACAAUGUGCUGGACUCCAUAAUCUGUACCUCUCUUCUUGCCUCCAUUUGGAGCUUGCUGGCCAUCGCUCUUGACAGGUACAUCACCAUCUUCUACGCUCUGCGCUAUCACAACAUCGUGACAGUGAGAAGGGCCCUGAUGGUUAUUGCUGGCAUCUGGACAGCUUGCACCGUCUGUGGGAUCCUGUUCAUUGUUUAUUCGGAGAGCACCACAGUCGUCAUCUGCCUCAUCACCAUGUUCUUCACCAUGCUCGCCCUCAUGGCUUCGCUCUAUGUUCACAUGUUCAUGCUGGCCCGCUUGCAUGUCAAACGUAUCGCCGCCCUGCCUGGCAAUGGUACCAUUCACCAAGCGGCCAACACGAAAGGGGCUGGCACGCUGACCAUCCUCCUGGGUGUCUUUGUCGCCUGCUGGGCUCCCUUCUUCCUGCACCUCACUCUCAUUAUCUCCUGCCCACGAAACCCAUACUGUCUCUGCUUCAUGUCGCAUUUCAACAUGUAUUUAAUCCUCAUCAUGUGCAACUCGGUCAUCGACCCCCUCAUCUACGCUUUCCGCAGCCAGGAGAUGCGGAAGACAUUCCAAGAAAUAAUCUGCUGUUGCGGUCUGCGGGGUCUCUGUGACCCGACGAAUAAAUAUUAA